Molecule: messenger RNA, 1409 nt
Organism: Lates calcarifer (barramundi perch)
Lineage: Eukaryota; Metazoa; Chordata; Actinopteri; Centropomidae
Product: centriolar and ciliogenesis-associated protein HYLS1
Exons: 12
Coding region: 194-1288 (364 amino acids)
Biological process (GO): cilium assembly
Cellular component (GO): centriole; non-motile cilium
Source: RefSeq, a predicted model, not a curated record
AGUGGACCGGAAGUGUGUCGUAGCAGGCGUCGUUUUCAAAGCUUGUUAACGGUCGUUGUCUUGGUGCCGUGUUCCUAAACCCGUAAACACGACAAAGUCUAAUUAACGCAACCGUUUUUAUCAUAAUGGGUUCACCAUAACGGCUCUUCGUGCAGAUUUUACACCACCACCUUGACUUGAAACUGAAAAUAUUAUGGACAACCUGGAUUUCUCAGAGGAGGAAAUUCGAGAACAGCUGGCGAUCCUCGGCUACAAAAACAUACCAAGACACAGGCUGCGUGAAUUCAAGCGAGAUCUUGAUGAACUGAUUCGACAUGGAGAAUGGAAAACCCUUGCGUCAUCCACCGAGAUGAACGCCACCAAAACUCUUCCAGCCGCAUCUCGGCAGAGUCCUCCUGCUUACACCAAAGAAAAAGUUAGUCGUUCCUGUUUCAGAGGCUCUGGUGAGGGAUUUUUCUUACAUGCAGCCAACGCAGACCACGAGAGACAGGUGCUCACCACCUGUCAGAACACAGGCUAUGGAUGGCAGCAGGGACGCUGCGACUCGUACGCUCAACACUCGGUGGCUCCAAAGCUCCAGCUGCCUCCAGGGGCUCCCACCAGGCUGCAGGUGGAGUCCGACCCAGAGGACACCCUCCACCCGCCGCUCACAGACAGCUACACAUCCUCUCCGGACACCCAGGGGAGACGUUUCAUCAAGAGAAAAGUCCUCAGGAAACAUAAAGGACAGUCUCUUGUCUGUGAUGAAUCAAUCUACAGUGAAGAUUCAGAUGCAGCGAGCUGUCUGGAGGAGCGACUGGCCGAGCUUCGUCUGUCCACGUCCGCUCAGCGCGACGACUUGGAGACGGAGAACGACGACGAAACCAGUCAGACUGACGACACGCACAGCUCCGACGCCGACGGGAUCUCUCUGAGUGCUUUUGAAUCCUACAUCAGAGGCAUGACUCGGACUCGAAGUGACGGAGACCUCAGGCCCAAACCCAAAUCCUUUAUCAGACCGGUGAUGAGGCAGCACACCGUGAAGAAGUCUGACCCUGUGGCCAAGUAUUUCCAGUACAAGCAGCUCUGGGAAAUGUUCAAACUUCCAGGAGAGAAGGACAGGAGAGCGCUGCGCUGGGAGAUAAAGGAACGUCUUGCAUACCAGCCUCCACCGCCUAAACCUCGGAGAGUUUACGUACCGAAUACCUACACUGUGCCAACAGAGAAGAAACGCUCGGCGCUACGCUGGGAGAUCAGGAACGAUUUAGCAAAUGGCCUCCUUCCUCACAACUACAACUAUCGAUUUUAAGCCUUUCGGUCUCUGCAUGCCUUUUAGAUACUUUUAAUGAAACAUUGCAUUGUUUUUUUUAUCAUUAGCAUUAUUUAUUAAUUUUUUGUUGUUGAACAUAAUAAACACAUUAAGAAAACAA